AUGGGGGGAGGAGGCCCGAGGCCGAACUGGUGCUACUUCAACGCCAGCUUCAGGCCAGGCAUCUUUAGAGCCAGAUCCAGACGAAGGGUGGUGUUCCCACUGGCUGUUACCGCCGGCCUCGGUGCUGAACAGCUGGCUGCUCUGCUGCGGGACUGCCAGCCAGCAACCUUUGGCCGCGCCGGCGAGGAUGUGUUCGACGAGGACUACCGCAAGGCGUCCAAGCUGGAUGUCUCAGCCUUCUCCAGCAGCCUCUGUCCAUAUGGGUUGGGUAUCGUCGACACCGUCGCCGAGAUGCUCAUGCCGAGUGAUUACAUGGCGGGCGGGUCACGCGGCGUCAAGGCCGAGCUGUACAAGCUGAACGUCUACUCCGGUCCGUCCGGUCACUUCAAAGCGCAUGUUGACACGCCACGAUCCGAGCAGCAAUUCGGCUCACUAGUCUUGUGCCUGCCAACUGUACACGUUGGGGGUGCGCUGGUUGUACGCCAUAGCGGACAGACUAUCAGGCACGACUGGGAUAUUGGCACGGGCCUGAACGGGGGAGACGCCGGUCCCCCGGCUCUGCAGUGGGCGGCCUUCUAUUCAGACUGCGAGCACGAGGUGUUGGAGGUCACAGCUGGCCAUCGCGUCACUCUGACGUAUAACCUAUACUCGGUGCCACAGCGUGUCGAUGUUAAGGGCAAGACCGAAAGCAUGGACGUCGUCCGUCUGCCGCUGUACGGCGCCCUACGCGACGCCAUCGGUAACCCCCUGUUCCUUACCACGGGCAGUAUCGUCGGAUACUAUUGCCGCCAUGCAUAUCCACACUCGGUCAAGAGCCAGAAGAACGCACCGCUCUUCCCGUCAGUCUUGAAGGGUGUGGACCUGUCUUUCUACAAAGUACUAACAGUGCUUGGCAUGAAAGUAUCGGUGCGGCAGGCUCUGUCACCUGAAAAAAAAUAUUUGAAGCGUUACGAAUACUUCAAGAACAAAGCUUCGGCCAACCAGGGUACCGUUGCCGAUCCGAUGAAGGCCCUGGUAACAGAGUCAUACGUAUCGAAAAUCUCGGACGUUAAAAUAACCCGUGCUGGCGGCAACGAAUCUCAUACCGAGGAAGAUGUCCUAAAAGUCUUCGGUGUCUGCCAUAAUAUUUUCUGGAUCAACCAGUCACACCCUAGCGCCCAGCAGAAGGGAUUUGUACAUCUUACGUAUGGAAAUGGGGCUGGGAUCAACCAUUUGUACACGUCUGUGGUGAUGCUUUUCAAGGUUAAGGAGUGGGAGGGGGAAAAGCGAACAGUUACCGCUAUGUAG
Messenger RNA from Grosmannia clavigera kw1407, 1287 nucleotides. RefSeq lists its product as uncharacterized. The transcript has 4 exons. Lineage: Eukaryota; Fungi; Ascomycota; Sordariomycetes; Ophiostomatales; Ophiostomataceae. The record is from RefSeq and is a predicted model, not a curated record. Bases 1 to 1287 code for a protein of 428 amino acids.